AUGGUGCGCGCGGCUCCGUCGAACUCGUCGGUCUGCGUCGUGCUCGUGGAUGAGGGUCGUCCCCGAAGCGACCUCGACGCAUCGGCUUCAAAGGGUUUUGCCAUGGCCGACAAGGGCAGCCUGAAGCCCCUCCAGAAGGAGUACCACCUGCUCUCCAAGGAGCAGCGGGCGCUGCUGCAUGAUGGUUCUCCCUCGAUGGUCCGCUACCCCUCUUCGAGCUGCUGUUCAUCUCAACCACAUCUCCAUCCAACAAUGAUUCAGUGGGUUCUGAUUUUGUCUUCCUACUUAAUAUUGUGCCAAGUGAAGCCAGUGAACAUUAAUGGGGAAAUCUAUGCAAGAGGUGUGGCUUAUGCCUUGCAAAAUAGUGGAUAUGAUCCCAAAAAGGUGUCGGGAGAGACUGCUCAUGAAAUCUGGUUUGCUGCCAAUAGCAUGGGGGCUGGAGGCCGAGAAUCUGAUAAUAUGAUAAUUUUCUUAUCAGGUUGGCGCUAAAUUUUGUAAACUACAAUUCUGUCUUGACAUUUUUCAGUAGUUUUGUUUCAGAAAUUCCGCAGCAAUUUCCAUAAGGAAUUCUUUGUGUUGCUUCGGUACUUACAAUGCGAUACUGCACAGUAUUUUAGUAUAAGAGAAAAGGCUAGCUUUACAAAGCUAGGCCUCUCUGAUUUGGCCUCAUGUAGCCAACUGGCUUCGUAUGUGGAAGUGCGACAUUCCUAUUGUCUCAUCACAUGACAGAUAUGAUAGGAAAAAAAUCAAAUUUAUUCCCUUACUUCGAAAUAUAUGCACAUUU
Messenger RNA from Lolium rigidum, 784 nucleotides. RefSeq lists its product as uncharacterized. The transcript has 5 exons. The record is from RefSeq and is a predicted model, not a curated record. Lineage: Eukaryota; Viridiplantae; Streptophyta; Magnoliopsida; Poales; Poaceae. Bases 1 to 489 code for a protein of 162 amino acids.